Messenger RNA from Syngnathus acus (greater pipefish), 3122 nucleotides. RefSeq names its product v-maf avian musculoaponeurotic fibrosarcoma oncogene homolog Aa (gene mafaa). Gene Ontology annotation, molecular function: DNA-binding transcription factor activity, RNA polymerase II-specific; RNA polymerase II cis-regulatory region sequence-specific DNA binding. NCBI's taxonomy places the organism in Eukaryota, Metazoa, Chordata, Actinopteri, Syngnathiformes, Syngnathidae. The record is from RefSeq and is a predicted model, not a curated record. The coding region runs from base 894 to 1835 and encodes 313 amino acids. The transcript has a single exon. Gene Ontology annotation, biological process: regulation of transcription by RNA polymerase II. Gene Ontology annotation, cellular component: nucleus.
CGCCUCAGUGUCAGUGCGUGUUGGCACGGUGCAGGAAAAGCAAAGCGCGAGCGAUUUAAGGAGCGCUCGGCACAAACAAAACAAAGUGGAAUUCGUCACGGCCCGCUUUUGUCUCCUCGUCAGAUCACCGCGCGGUGCAGGGACCGAACCUGUAAGUAGAAGGCUGCGUGCGUGCGAGUCGCAAGACAGCCGCUGCAUGCCGUCCCGUCCCAUGAAAAGUCCUCUGAACAUCAGAUGGAAGUUGCAGACUUUGAGCACCUCCGCAUGCACGGUGGGGACUUUCGGGCGCACCUUGACGCGCAGCCCGUGCAUGCGAUGAUUUGACUGUUCCAAAGUUCCAUCCCGCAAACCACGCUGAGCGGGACUUCGGCGAAGAAGGAUAUCUAUCUGCGAAGGACUGGGUGCGUGCGAAUCGGGGUGCCGAGGUGAAGCAAGGACAAGGCGGGCUGCCGGCUUCGGGUUUCAGCCACCGGGGGGCUCCUAGUAUUAAAGUGUGCAUUUGACCCGGGAUAAGUUGUCAACAAGAAGAGCGAGCAGACGCGAACUGGCAGGUGGACAAGUUCAUUUACAUGCAGACGUAUAUUGGGGCCGCUAUAUAUAGAAGUUGGACGAGGGACGAACAGCCUCAAGAAGUUUCUCUCGCAAGACCACCCCCCUCCCCCUCGUCGGCGGGCCCGCUGCAGGAGCAGCUCGGCGCAGCACACCGAGCGUGUGCACACCCCCGACCGAGCUCGCUAGCCUCCCCUGCGGGCUAUAUAUAGGCCGCGCAACCGCCCAAACGCCGCCAGCCCGCUCCGGCGUCUUAAUUCCUCGUGUAGCCAGCCAAUCUGCAUCCGAGAGGGCUGCCCAGCGUGGCUUUGGCUGUGAGGGCGGGUGCCGUCGCAUGGACUGACAUGGCCACCGAUCUCGCCAUGAGCGCAGAGCUGCCCAACAGCCCGCUGGCCAUCGAGUACGUCAAUGACUUUGACUUGAUGAAGUUCGAGGUGAAGAAGGAGCCCCCGGAAGCAGAGCGCUACUGCCACCGCCUGCCGUCGGGCUCGCUCUCCUCCACGCCUAUCAGCACGCCCUGUUCGUCAGUGCCUUCCUCGCCCAGCUUCUGCGCCCCGAGUCCCGGCGUGCAGCCCAACCAGAGCCUCUCCAGCGGGACAGCCAGCACCGGCACCGGCGGCGGCAGCAACAGCAGCGGCAGCGGUGGCGGCGGCAAUAAUCACAGCAACGCGGGCAAGCCUCAGCUGGAGGACCUGUACUGGAUCCCCAGCUACCAGCACCACAUCAAUCCCGAGGCGCUCAACUUGACCCCGGAGGACGCGGUGGAGGCUCUCAUCGGUAACGCACACCACCACCACCACCAUCACCAGGCCUACGAGGGCUUCCGCGCCCAACAGUACGCCGGGGAAGACCUGUCGGCGGCCUCGGCGGCACACCAUCACCACCACCACCAAGCCCACCACCACCACCAUCACCACCACGUGCGCCUGGAGGAGCGCUUCUCCGACGAGCAGCUGGUCAGCAUGACCGUGCGUGAGCUCAACCGGCAGCUGCGCGGCUUCAGCAAGGAGGAGGUGAUCCGCCUCAAGCAGAAGAGGCGCACGCUGAAGAACCGCGGCUAUGCGCAGUCGUGCCGCUUCAAGCGCGUGCAGCAGCGGCACAUGCUGGAGACGGAGAAGUGCACGCUGCAGAACCAGGUGGAGCAGCUCAAGCAGGACGUGGCGCGCCUGGCCAAGGAGCGGGACCUUUAUAAGGAGAAGUACGAGAAGCUGGCCAGCCGGACCUUCAGUGCGGCCGCUCCCGGACCCCCCAACCCCUCCGGGAAGCAGGCCGACUUCUUCAUGUGAGGCCGCAGUCGCCCACGUCAAGACACUCUCGCUUGUUGUCAAAUCUCUUUCGAGUCAUAAUUUUAUUUUGUUUACAGGUUGACAAACGCCGCAAGUAGCAUUAGAUGCACUCCCGAUAAUCCCCGAGCGCAAUUUGAGUCUUAAAACUCGAGCGGAUCGUGUAACGGUGACGUGGGCGCGCAGAUGCGGAAAUCGCGCCCGAGCUGCUCGACAAGUCUUACUUGACAUUUUGAAAGAAAAACAAAAGCUCACUCGAGACUCAUUUCGGUCUUGCAAGUGCAUUUGCUCCCAUCGCAACCCAGCAUGCAGGACAUGUAUGGUCGCCUCACUCGUGUGUAUGGACAGCAUGCCGCUUCGACGUUCCUCCUCCUUCCUCCCUUCAUGCGUCAGGCCUGCAAGAAGCCACCGCAUCACCUAAACAACGCGAGGGCCGCAAGAACUAAAAUGCAACACAAACUGCAAAUUGCGACAAAAAUAUGGAUGUGGCUAUUUUCAAUCAAUUUUUCUAAAGACAUUUGCUGAGCCAGAUUUUAGACUGUAUUUAUUUCCAAGUGUACAUAAAUGUAGAGAAAACGGCAACGUGUUUAUUUUACAUGCGCCCUUUUUAACAAAAAGAAAAAAAAGAAGCAAAAAGAAAUUGCGUUUGUUGCUUGGAUGCGUCCUCUGCACUGAUCAUUUUUCGAGGCAAAGCUCAUGUUUUUCUCGGUCGUAAAACGUCUGAUCCUUAAAAUAUUUAUUUUAAUUUCCGAAGGUAUAUUUGUGUGAUGAAAUUCGCUGCUAAAACUAUGCAUCAAUCAACUGACGAUUCAAAUGAUUUUUAUUUUUUUGCAAACGAAAAAAAGUGCAGCCUGGUUGCAUUCAUAAGAUGUCGCAUCCGCUCAUCGGAGGACGCUUGAAAGGACUUUUCUUUUUCUUUUUUGACAGCUUGGACUUUGACUCGCGUCGGAGUAAGCCAACAAAUUGUCUUUCAAGUGUGCAAUAUUGUGCAGCGCAGGCUUGAUGUUGCAAAAUGGAGCGAAAUAUCCAAAAGGAAAGCCCCAAAUCGGUUAUUUUAGAAUUCACAUUUUCCAGAUGAAUUUAAAUGUGUCCUUUCUAAAUUUAUUUGGCUAACAAAACAUUUGGAAGUUGCGCGUGCACUUGCACUGCUGUUGAUGUAUAUCUGUAAAUAGUUUCUAUAUUUAUUCAAUAAACGUGUCCUAUCCUGUCGAGAAUUGAAAAGGCAACAACGUUGUUGGGAAUCUUGUUUUCAUUAUGUUUAAUAAAAAUACGUGUUCUAAUUCUGCAUGU